This is a messenger RNA of Ilex paraguariensis (yerba mate), 633 nucleotides long. The record is from the annotation of a GenBank genome assembly. Lineage: Eukaryota; Viridiplantae; Streptophyta; Magnoliopsida; Aquifoliales; Aquifoliaceae.
AUGUCUCUUCGCUCUCCAGUAAUGGAAGAAGAAGAACGACAAGGAGGUGUAUAUAGAGAACAACAACCAAUAUUCAGAGACCUAAGGAGAUACUUCUGCCCGUACUGUGGCCUCUGUCGCUCCAAGAAGUCUCUCAUCACCUCUCACAUACUCUCUCUGCACCAGGACGAAAUGAAAGAGCAAAAAGCUGAGGGAGAUGGGGAACAGGAAAGGAAGAGAUUCAAUACGUGUGAAGAAUGUGGUGCAAGUUUCCGAAAGCCUGCUCAUUUGAAGCAGCAUAUGCAAAGCCAUUCACUUGAGAGGCCAUUUACUUGUCCAGUAGAUGACUGUCAUUCCAGCUACCGACGGAAUGACCACCUGAAUCGCCACCUUCUUCAACACCAAGGGAAGCUCUUUGAGUGUCCUGUACAGAACUGCAACCAAAGAUUUGCUUUCCAAGGUAACAUGAAGAGGCACGAGAAGGAAUUUCACAGUGGGGAGGCUGCCUCCAGUGAUGUUGAGGGUCAGAAGCAGUAUGUCUGCCCAGAAAUUGGGUGUGGAAAGGUGUUCAAAUAUGCAUCAAAAUUGAGGAAACAUGAAGAUUCUCAUGGUCAGUUGGUUUUCUUUACAUUUUUGAAGCCUAUUGUACUGUAG